Messenger RNA from Vicia villosa (hairy vetch), 1395 nucleotides. Its product is annotated as GATA transcription factor 7-like. Gene Ontology annotation, molecular function: sequence-specific DNA binding; zinc ion binding. The coding region runs from base 191 to 1066 and encodes 291 amino acids. The record is from RefSeq and is a predicted model, not a curated record. Lineage: Eukaryota; Viridiplantae; Streptophyta; Magnoliopsida; Fabales; Fabaceae. Gene Ontology annotation, cellular component: nucleus. Gene Ontology annotation, biological process: positive regulation of DNA-templated transcription. The transcript is spliced from 3 exons.
AAAUAUUGGUGCAUAGUGAAAAUAAAGAAACAAGAGAUAAUUACUACAAACCAAUACUUCAACGCUUCUUUCGCCCUCAUUUCAGUGCUUCCAAACCAAACGAAACUCUCUUGCGGUUUCCCCUCUCUGUCUUCUUCACACUUUUAUUUUUUUAUCAGAGAAAGAAACUAAGAAAGUAAAGAAGAGAAUAAUGGAAAUUGUGGUGGCGGAAGCGUUGAAACCAAGCUUGAGGACAGAGUCUGUUUUUUCGCAAACUAUUAGCGAGGAUAUUUUGUGUUUGAACGCGAAUAACGUUGUUGUCGGUGAAGAUUUCUCUGUCGACGACUUGCUUGAUUUUUCAAACGGCAAAGAGAUUGAUAAUUACGAGGAGGAAGAAGAAGAACAUGAGAAAAACAGCACCAGUUCAGGUUCUGAGCAUGACCGAACAGAAGACGACGGAAAUUCCAAUUCCUUAACGUUUUCCGGUACCGGCGAGUCUGACUCCAUUUUUGCCGGCGAAUUAGCAGUUCCGGCUGAUGAUGUUGCGGAUUUGGAAUGGGUCUCUCACUUUGUGGACGACUCACUGCCGGAGCUUUCUCUAUUGUAUCCAGUUCAAGCCCGGGUUGAACCGGAACCUAGACCGGGUCUAAGCCCAAGCCCAAGCCCAACCAAAGCUCCUUCUCAUGUCAUGUUAAUCCGGAGAAAGCCUAGAACUAGCAAGACUAGAAGGCCUAACUCUAACACGUGGUCCUUCAACCCUAUUCUGUGUAAAGCAAAGAAGCAGAGGAAAAAGCCCGAGGCUCAGACAGGUGGAACUCAGUUUCAGAGACGGUGUAGCCAUUGCCAGGUGCAGAAAACGCCACAGUGGAGAACCGGUCCGCUUGGACCGAAAACACUAUGUAACGCUUGUGGUGUUCGGUAUAAGUCCGGUAGGCUUUUCCCGGAAUAUAGACCGGCUUCAAGCCCGACGUUCUCCGGGAAUAUUCACUCGAACAGCCACCGUAAGGUUCUGGAGAUGAGGCGGAGGAAGGAGACUGAAGAGGCUGUAUCCGGUCUGGACCGGAAUCAAAUGGCGUCGAGUUGGUGAAUUUGUUGAGAACGAGAAUCAGAUAGUGAUAAGAUAACUUGAUAAGGUAAGGUUAGAUUAGAAACAGGUGAACCAGCCGGUCUGAACCGGGUUUUUUGGUAAAAUAGUCGAUGAUUUUAGUGGUAGUGAGUAACUAGUCAGGUAAGGAAGAUUAGGAAGAAGGCAUUAAUUGUCUGUGACUGUGUCCAUUUUCUAGUGCAGUUAAUUUGUUUAAUUAAAUGAAAUACUACUACUAUAGUUAAAGUCUAGGAUAAGAUUUUUAAAAAAUGUGAGGACAUUUUGGCCCUCAAUUCAAGUUGGAGUAUUUAAUUUCCUUGUUUUGAUUGGAA